Molecule: messenger RNA, 7687 nt
Organism: Amphiprion ocellaris (clown anemonefish)
Lineage: Eukaryota; Metazoa; Chordata; Actinopteri; Pomacentridae
Gene: ddhd1b
Product: DDHD domain containing 1b
Exons: 13
Coding region: 310-2907 (865 amino acids)
Cellular component (GO): cytoplasm
Molecular function (GO): glycerophospholipase activity; metal ion binding
Source: RefSeq, a predicted model, not a curated record
UGACUUGACAUAAAGCUACUGAGACUACCCUCCUGGUUUGUUCAUAAAAUUUCCCGGCAUUUAUCACGAAAGCUGCGAAUGUAAACGAGAGUAAGUGCAUUCAGUAAAGCAGGAAGUGUAUAUGUCUUGUAUGUCGUUUUGUAGCUAUAAUGUUAAAAAAUUCUGUCGGAAGGUCAGAACAUUUCGGCAGACAGAUGUUACCAGCUGGGAAGGAAGACGCCGUUAAUCUGUUAUUAUCGUCUGGGAUAUCGUUGUGAUUUUUAUGAGACUUUCUUUAUGUAUAGCCCCAAAUAAUUUGCAGCCCACACCAUGAGCAAUAUGAAGGAUAAACCGACUAUUCGUCAGCAGAGCUCGGAAAAUAACUCUGUCAGCAGUAGUGAAUGGGAUAUGGCAAAUGAUGUGUUUGUGUCCAGCUACGAUGACAAUCCGAUGGGAGAUAGUGUCGAUGCGGUGAACAGGGACCCGGCGCAGCACGGCUUGGACAGACACCUGCCUCUGUUAAGGGGGGACUCACAUUUGUCCCAGGAUGGCAUGAUGUUGGGCCUGGCCGGGGAGGAAUAUUCUGGCUCAUCCUAUCUGGACAUUGUUCCAAACUACACCGAAAGCGACGGCAAUGUCACAACCAAGAGGCGCAUCCGGUCCAAUAGUUCCAGGCACCGCGGUGACAUCGUCACGGAGCUGGGACCGGAGGAGGUCCGGUGGUUUUACAAAGAGGACAAGCGGACGUGGAAGCCAUUCGUCGGACACGACUCUUUAAAAAUCGAGACUGUGUAUCGCAGAUUCUGCGAACAGAACCCUCAUGGGAUCAAACGCCCCGCCGAUCCAGCCGAGGCCGACGGACAGGAGACAGUCAGGUCCGGCGAGGUCCAGCCCGAAAGCUUGGCCGUGGACACAGGAAGUGUCUGGGCCGAGCCGGCGGCGCAGCGGGACGGGGGUCUGCGGCGCUCAUUGUCAGAGGGGAUUAAAGACUCGGGCAUCAAUGUCAGCGUGGAGGCAGUGUGUGUCAGAGGAGGGCUGUAUGAAGUGGAUGUCAGGGAGAAGGAAUGCUACCCUGUUUACUGGAACCAACAAGACCGGAUUCCUGUCAUGAGGGGUCAGUGGUUCAUUGAUGGAACGUGGCUUCCCCUGGAGGAGGAUGAGAGUGACCUAAUCGAGCUGGAGCACCUUGCCUGUUUCCGGGGGCAACAGAUGAGGGAUACCUACGAGAUAGAGGCGAUGAUCACAACAGUGGACUGCAAAGAUGCCAUCCACAGUCUGAAGCUGAGUAGGAGUCAUGUGGACUGGCACAAUGUGGACGAGGUGUACCUAUAUAGUGAUGCAACAACCUCCAAGAUUGCACGCACUGUGACUCAGAAACUGGGCUUCUCAAAAGCCUCCAGCAGUGGGACACGCCUCCAUCGGGGAUAUGUUGAGGAGGCCGCGCCUGAAGAUACCCCACCUGAAACCACACACAUUGUCUUUGUGGUGCAUGGCAUUGGCCAGAAGAUGGACCAGGGUCGCAUCAUCAGGAAUACCAGCAUGAUGAGAGAUGCUGCCAGAAAGAUGGAAGAGAAGCACUUCUCUGAUCGAACAACAGAGCAUGUAGAGUUUCUUCCAGUGGAGUGGAGGUCAAAACUGUGUCUGGAUGGAGACACAGUGGACUCCAUCACUCCAGACAAAGUGCGAGGUCUCAGAGAUAUGCUGAACAGCAGUGCCAUGGACAUCAUGUACUAUACAAGUCCUCUGUACAGAGAUGAGAUUACUAGGGGUUUAACACUGGAGCUGAAUCGACUGUACUCACUCUUCUGCUCGCGAAAUCCAGACUUUGAGAAAAAUGGGAAGGUGUCCAUAGUGUCGCACUCGCUGGGCUGUGUCAUCACCUUUGAUAUCAUGACAGGCUGGGACCCCGUGCGUUUUCAUCAUCAAGAAGUGCCAGACCCAGAGAAGACAAAGGCCCGCUGGCCAAGUGAUGAGGAGCGCCACCUUCAGGAGCAGCUGAGACUCACUCACCUCAGGUUGAGGGACUUGGAAGAUCAGUUCCAGGGUCUGCAGACCUCAUCUUGUGUUGCAGUGCCAGCCUUGAAAUUUAAGGUAGAAAAUUUCUUCUGCAUGGGCUCUCCUCUGGCUGUGUUCUUGGCGUUGCGAGGAAUUCGGCCUGGAAACAACGGUAUGCAGGACCACAUCCUACCCACGCCAAUCUGCAAACGCCUCUUCAACAUAUUUCAUCCCACAGACCCCGUGGCAUACAGAUUGGAACCUCUGAUCUUAAAGCAUUACAGUAACGUUGCACCUGUUCAAAUCCACUGGUACAACACCACCAGCCCAACACCCUAUGACCUGAUCCGGCCCACUCUGCUCAAUCCCCCGAAGGAGACCGCGUCUGUCUCAGACUCUGAGAGCAUCCCUAGCCCUUGCACAUCUCCACCCCAGGCCCGACGGCACUAUGGGGAGUCCAUCACCAGCUUGGGCAAGGCCAGCAUCAUGGGUGCUGCGAGCCUUGGAAAAGGAAUCGGCGGAAUCUUGUUUUCCCGCUUUUCCCGUUCCAGUGGCCAGGUGGGCGGAGUGGAGGAAUAUCCAUCAGAUUCAGAGGGUGGAGGCUCUGAAGUGGAAAAUGUAACAUCAGCAGAGGAAGGAGUGACAGUGACAGAGGGCGAGGAAAAGGACAAACAAAUAGAGGAGGAGCAGAGGGAAGUGGAGCCUGCCAUGUCCCAGUCCACCUCAGCUGUGAUGGACAGCACCUCCUUGGAGCUGGAGAGACGCAUCGACUUUGAGCUGCGGGAGGGCUUGGUGGAAAGUCGCUAUUGGUCAGCAGUGACCUCACACACAGCGUAUUGGUGCUCUUAUGAUGUGGCUCUGUUUCUCCUCACCUUUAUGUAUAGACCACAAGAGCCAACUGAAUCUGCAGAAGAUAACCCAGACACCUCAUAACAUCAGUGCAGAGUUAUUAUAGAGUCGUCACACCUGGGUUCAAAUUCGCUUUCUGUUCGCACCUAUUGAAAUUGAAAGCGCGACUAACGGUGAAUGAAAUGAAAUUACCUCAUUCUUCAUCCUCUAAUUUCCUCAAAUAAUUUUGUGCAUCACACAAUUUUUAAAAUAUGAAAUCUAAAUAAUGGGUGAUUGAAUACAUUAUCAAAUAUGCACAUUGGAAAUAUGACAUAUUGGAAGACUAAUUUGUAGUUUAAUUUAUGGUUACUUUGUUGAUUGGUCAGUUUCAUCUCGUGGAUUCAUAUCAGUUUUUCAAUGUUGCAGGUUAACUUAUUAUAAAAGACACUGAAGGAAUUAUGGUCCGGAUGAUAUCGAGUGUUUUUUAUUUUAUUAGCUGUUGACUUCCUCAGAGUUAGACUUAAACUUUGAAUCUCUGCUUGUGAUCUUGAGGCUAUGUUGCUACAAAUUUUACAACACAAAAGUCUUGCACAAAAAUAUUUGUUAGUGAAGUUUCAUAUAAAUUUUGUCUGUAACACAUUUUCACGUAUGAACUUGCAUCAUGCACCCACACAUUUCAACAUUUCAAUUUGAUUGGAAAUAAUUAAAUUGGAAUUGGUAGUCUUAUUUUCAUAAGUUGCCAUCAGAACAGAAAUGCUGCAAUUGAGUGAAGUGAUAGUGAAUUGAACCAGCAUAGACAGAAGAUCAUACAAAUUGCAUACUUGUUUUGCAUGCCAUCUCAAUUCCUCCUGGGUUACACACUAUAACAUCCAUGUGAUUUUUCCUCCAGACUGUGCACAGAGUCUUCCAUCAGCGAGGUGUUUACUCUUAAAACUUGCCACUGUUCUCUGGACUUCUCUCAACAGUUGUCAAAGCCCUCCACUAUGUGUGGCUGUAUUAAUGAUGUUGUGCUUAUGGUUACUUGUUUGACCACAAAGCUCCAUAGGCCCCUGACUGUCAAUGUGCUGCUGAAAUGGUAGCCUAGAGAAAACCCUACUGCUUUUUGUAAGUCUAACCAUAUGCUUGCUAACAUGUUCAAUAAUUGCUCAUAAUAAUUUCUUGUAAUCUUGUUGCAUCCUAUUCUAGAGAAGACUAAAAGAAAUUCUUUUUCCUAUACAGUGCAUUAGGCAGACACUGAACCUCACAACUUGAAUAAUUAGAAGUAAUGAGAAACAGUGAAUAUCUGCGUUUAAGAUGCAUUAAGUGGUGUUUAUAUAUAUAUAUAUAUAUAUAUCUCAAUCAAAUAGUUGACUUACCCUAACACUGUGUCUACGUAGGAGAUCAAGUGUAAGCAGCACGCAAGUAGACAGAAAAGUAGUGCAAGUGCUCAAUUCAUGUAAAACAGUAUGCGCUUAGACAGUGUUGACAAGAGGAGAAGAAAGGAGCUUCAUUUCUAUCGCUAAAUUCCAUGAGAAUUUGCUACAAGACCAAUGUAGCAUUCCUACUGAACCAGGAGUGAUCUUGAGUUAUGCCGUGGCCAGUAUGGACAGGAAAGAUGAUUGCAAGCAAAAAAUCUGUCCUUUAAUUAAAAAAAAAAAAAAAAAAAAAAUCACUGGGAGCUUGAAAACUCAACCUUUAUAUCAACCUACAUUCUAUUAUCAUGUUUACAUGGACUGAACUGCUGUGUCUAUCAGGAAUGAAAAGCAUUAUUGGUGGCCAAAUGUUUGGCUAGUUAUUCUUGUAGCUGUUAUAGUUCUUACUGAGUGCGAGAGACAGCAUGAUAAUGGCUGUAAUCUCUAUUCAAUAUUACAUGAAAAAAUGCACUUGAUUUAAUAUUUUACCAUCCUUUGUGUUAGAACUUAUCAAAUUGUCACUCACUAUUGAUAUGUUGGUCCAGAGUCAAAUUGGGAAUACUGUGUGACCCAGGUUGGAUAUCCACAGACAAAAGAUUAUAUCAGAGAAUAUGUUUUCCAUAAGGGUGGUAGAGCAGGUUGUCCACUAAUUGCAAGGUUGGUGAUUCGAUCACUGCCCAUCUGCAUGCUAGAGUGUCUUUGGACUAGGCACUGACCUCGAAGUUGCUCCCAAUGGCAAGCAAGCACUUUGCAUGGCGUCUCUGCCACCUUUGGUGUGUGAAUGGAUAAAUGAAAAACACAUUGUAAAGCGCUUUGAGUACCACUAAUUUAAAAAUAUAUAAGUGAAGACAAUUCACACAGAUUUCUUAAAGUUUGCACAUUUCAAUUUUUUUAAGGAAUUGAAGUUGCACUUCAGCCCAGGCCAAGCAUGAUAUAGCUAUGCGCAAUGAACAUUUGGACUUGGAUACUGAAAAUAUGGAGACACGAGCAUGCAGAUUACCAUUUAGGACCUACUAACUCUACAAGGUGUCCAUUUGAAUUACAUGACAAACUGAGAUAUAUAUAACCGUGCCAUACCGAACACUUUUUCUUUUUACAUUUUUGUUCAUUGUUUUGUUGUGAUACAUGUUUCCAUUGUUGUUUUUCUGUUAGAAUUUCCUGUAUCUGAUGUACACCAAUCAGGCAUAAUAUUGUGACCACUGACAGGUGAAGUGAAUAACAUUGAUUAUCUCUUCAUCAUGGCACCUGUUAGUGGGUGGAUAUAUUAGGCAGCAAGUGAACAUUUUGUCCUCAAAGUUGUUGUGUUAGAAGCAGGAAAAAUGGGCAAGCGUAUGGAUUUGAGCAAGUUUGACAAGAGCCAAAUUGUGAUGGCUAGACAACUGGGUCAGAGCAUCUCCAAAAGUGCAGCUCUUGGGAGGUGUUCCUGGUCUGCAGUGGUCAGUAUCUAUCAAAAGUGGUCCAAGAAAGGAACAGUGGUGAACCAGCAACAAGGACAUGGGUGGCCAAGGCUCACUGAUGCACAUGGGGAGCGAAGGCUGGCCUUUGUGGUCCGAUCCAAAAGACGAGCUACUGUUGCUCAAAUAGCAGAACAAGUUAAUGCUGGGUCUGAUAGAAAUUGUUCGAAUACACAGUGCAUUGCAGUUUGUUGUGUGUGGGGCUGCCGAGCUGCAGACCAGUCAGGUUGCACAUGCAGACCCCUGUGCACCGCCGAAAAUGCCAACAAUGGGCACGUGAGCAUCACUACUGAACCACAGAUGAUGAAAGAAGGUGGCCUGGUCUGAUUAAUCAUGUUUUCUUUCACAUCACGUGGAUGGCCGAGUGCGUGUGCACCGCUGACUUGGGGAAAACAUGGCCCCAGGAUGCACUAUAGGAAGAAGGGAAGCCAGCGGAGGCAGUGCAGUGUUUUGGGCAAUGUUCUGGGAAACCUUGGGUCCUUUAUCACGUACCACCUAACUAAGCAUUGUUGCAGAUCAUGUACACCUUUUCAUGGAAACGGUAUUCCCUGAUGGCUGUGGCCUCUUUCAGCAGGAUAAUGCACUGUGCCACAAAGCAAAAAUGGAUCAGCAAUGGUUUGUGGAGCACAAUGAAUUUGAGGUGUUGACUUGGCCUCCAAAUUCCCCAGAUCUCAAUCCAAUCAAGCAUCUGUGGGAUGUGCUGGACAAACAAGUCCGAUCCAUGGAGGCCCCACCUUGCAACUUACAGGACUUGAAGGAUCUGCUGCAAACAUCUUGGUGCCAGAUACCACAGCACACCUUCAGGGGUCUAGUGGAGUCCAUACCUUGAUGGGUCGGGGCUGUUUUGGCAGCAAAAGGGGGACCAACACAGGUGGUCAUAAUAUUAUGUAAUGUAUAAUUAAUGUAAUGAUCAGUGUAUGUACCUUACUCCUGCACUCCAAAUAUGUUUUGUACCUACAAACCUUUCAAAGAAGAGAUGAGGAGAAAUUGUGCUGAUGAAAUUAUUUUUGGCUCUAGAAGAGCUCUGCCUCCAAAAAUAGUUUGAAAAAAUACAGUUCAACAUAAUUUCAGAAGAGAAGUUCAGUUGCCUUCAACUGAAGCUUGUUUAACUAUAAAAACAUCUUCCUGUCAGUUAUUUCCAUAUGCAGUAGCACUGCUAUCUUACUGUCUGGUAUUCAAGUGAUUUUUUUUUAUAAAAACACCUAUAUUUAAAUCAUUAAUUAUUUUGUCUCUUUAAAAAAAAAAAAAAAAGUAGCAAUUGUCUCAUUUGAAUAUUUUAAUAAGUGAUAAUUCCUCUUCUGCUCCAGUUUCGUCAUACAAUGCCAACGGCUUACCAACAAGACUUCGUUUCUUAUGCAUAUCUGACCUUGUUUGUGUUCAUGUCUUUCUAGUAAAAAUUAUAGGAACGAAUGAACAUAUCCUUCCGGCUGAGCAACUUACCAUUGUCUGUGCCAUACCUAAGUACACAAGUAUCUGCUCGAUAGAAUUCUUGUUAGCAAGCCAGACAUAUAUUUAACAGAUGUGAUGAUGUGAAGGUUUGUCUUUCUCCUUGAUAUGUGACUGGAGCAUAUUUUUCUUUUUUUACUGCACUGAAAAUGAAAUAGAAACAGUCUAUAUAUCAGCAUUCAGGGAAAAGAGGUGUACAUAACACAUUCAGGAAAAAACAAAGUCUUUUGCAACCACUUCUUCAACCAUUUCUUCACCAACCAAAUUAAUUAAUGACUGGGAUUGGACAUGACAGUAUACUGUUUACAUUUUGAAAAGUGCCAUUUUUUCAGUCAUACCUUUUUGUCAAAUUAAGUAUUCAAAUGCCAUUUUGAGGCUGGUCAAGAAAUUCUUUGGGGACUUCUUUGCAUCUGCUUCCUUAAUUGAUUGAAAGUAAAAUGUGAUGAGUCUGACUUUGCACAUGAGGACGCUGUCCUUCUGUUUUCAUGCUUACUCUUUCUACCUUCACUGUACUUUACCUUCUAGAGUAAUUUGGUUCUUUACCUUGAUAGAUCUUUGGUUUUUCAUUAAAAUAAAGGGAGGCUACACAGCCAA